AUGAAGAUUUUUCCAACGCUUUCGAUCAUUUCUGCUGCUUUUGCAUCCGACAACUCAACCGUUUCGAAUUCAAGAAGCGCCAGAGCCAGUAAGGCAGAAAUAGUUGCUGAAAUGGAAGAUGUCCUGUAUUUAUGCGAUCGUAGAAAUUUUGAUAAAGAUGAUUGUGCAAGAAAAGGAGUAGAAGAGCUCUUGCAGAUUGCAGGGGAUUAUGACUGCUUCGUUUAUACAUAUCCAGCAUCUUCAUGGGGACAAUAUCAUGCGAAAAUAGGAGAUUCCGGAAUGACCUGCAGUAAAAGCUCACAACGAGAAGUUGACGAUGGAGCAUUUGAAGAAUGGUGUGAUUUUUGCUCAAAAUACUGUGAUGACAUUCGGUGCGCUCGAGAAUGUUUAAUGAGAACUGGAAAGCUCUUCUGCGGAGAAAAUCCUGCAGCUCUGAUUGUAUCAUCAAAUUAUAUUGGUGGCUGGACGUACGGAGGUGCUUACCACACGAGCAAAUUUUCCAAAACUUGUGCCGCUUUUUGCCAUUAG
Molecule: messenger RNA, 528 nt
Organism: Oikopleura dioica
Lineage: Eukaryota; Metazoa; Chordata; Appendicularia; Copelata; Oikopleuridae
Source: the annotation of a GenBank genome assembly